CCCCCCGUCACUUCGUGCGUUAGGAGGCUCGGGUCGUUGUGCUGUGCCGUGUUCCCGCCUGCGCCAGGGACCUGCCCGACUCAGUGGCCGCCAUGGCAUCAGAUGAAGGCAAGCUUUUCGUCGGAGGGCUGAGUUUUGACACCAACGAGCAGUCACUGGAGCAGGUCUUCUCAAAAUAUGGACAGAUCUCAGAAGUGGUGGUCGUGAAGGACAGGGAGACCCAGCGAUCGAGGGGCUUUGGGUUUGUCACCUUUGAGAACAUCGACGAUGCCAAGGACGCCAUGAUGGCCAUGAACGGGAAGUCUGUGGAUGGGCGGCAGAUCCGGGUCGACCAGGCUGGCAAAUCGUCUGAUAACCGAUCCCGCGGGUACCGAGGUGGCUCUGCCGGGGGCCGGGGCUUCUUCCGCGGGGGCCGAGGCCGGGGCCGUGGGUUCUCCAGAGGAGGAGGGGACCGCGGCUACGGGGGGAGCCGGUUCGAUUCCAGGAGUGGGGGCUAUGGAGGCUCCAGAGACUACUACAGCAGCCGGAGUCAGAGUGGCAGCUGCGGUGACCGGAGCUCGGGCGGGUCCUACAGAGACAGCUAUGACAGUUACGCUACACACAACGAGUAAAAAUCCUUCCUGCUCGAGAUCGUCCUUCCAAUGGCCGUAUAUUUAAAGAUUUUGGGAGCUCCGCUGAAUCGUUAAUGUGUAGUGAUCACACCUCCUUGUACCCACUUUUGUAGUCUUAUUGGUUCUGAUCUUGUCAAACACAGCCUGACUGCUUCUGGCCCCCAGAUGGCCUCGUUAUUACACUUUGCUUUUUAAGGAAGUGCUGUCAGUUUUUAAGAGUCUUAAAAACGUUUUGAAGAGCACUUCCAGUUUUACUUUCACCUUUUUACCGUGAGCCAAGAGUUUUUUUUUUUUAGAAAAUCACCAGGGGUUGUGAGAGUUUUGUUUUUUUUUGUUUUCGGUUGUGUUGCUUUUUUUCUUUUUCAUUUCAGUGGGGUCGGCCCCAUGAAGUUGGGUGCCCCGAGUCACUUCUCUUUGAGAUUGAACAGACUCUGAAUCUGCUCUUUGUCGGAAGCUGAGCAAGUUGUAGCUUUUUUCCAACUCGGUGUCACGUUUCUGAGUGUAGCGUGGUAGAACCGUGCGGGCGGCAGCAGAGCACCCGGGCUGCCCUGGCCCGGCCCGGGCCCCCACCUGUCCUGUGGGACCCACAGUAGACUUGCAGACAUCCCCGAGAGGUUCUUGAAAAUGUGUAUUUAUAUUGUCCUUUUUUGCCGGAAGACGUACGCAUAUCCCGUCAAUGUUGUAUCUGAAGUGGUGAAGGAGUUCUUGUACGCAGUUUUCUUUGGCUUCACGAAGCCGAUUAAAAGACCAUCUGAAUGAA
Mesoplodon densirostris (Blainville's beaked whale) is the source of this 1371-nucleotide messenger RNA. It is a transcript of the gene CIRBP, whose product is annotated as cold inducible RNA binding protein. Gene Ontology annotation, biological process: positive regulation of mRNA splicing, via spliceosome. Gene Ontology annotation, molecular function: RNA binding. Lineage: Eukaryota; Metazoa; Chordata; Mammalia; Artiodactyla; Ziphiidae. The coding region runs from base 93 to 611 and encodes 172 amino acids. The transcript is spliced from 7 exons. The record is from RefSeq and is a predicted model, not a curated record. Gene Ontology annotation, cellular component: spliceosomal complex.